AUGGGCAUGCCGCCAUCUCUCCAUUCGCAGGAAAUGCAAACUACGUUCACAGGGCCGGUUCAAAGUUACCCUUGGACGCGGCACAGCGACGAAGACGAGGACGAUGCGGAUAAAGCUCCCCAGCCUGCUGCCGCGCCCGUGUCGAGCGCGGGCGGUGGGGGAGAAAUCGAGGACAGUAUUACAGAUGUAGCUGCUUCGCCGUAUAUGCCUUCUGCUAGCGCUAAUAGUGUUCCCCCAACACCAAUGGCUGCGAAUGUUAAUGUCAACGCCCCUAUUUCCACCGGUGUACGACUGACAGCCAAGACCUGCCCAGUAUGUCUGAAAGCUUUCACGCGGAAAACGUCUCUAAACACUCACAUGCUCAUCCAUGCAGAUAUACGGCCAUAUCGUUGCCGAUACAACGACUGUAACAAGACCUUCAAUGUUAAAAGCAACCUCAAUAGACACUUGAAGAUACACAAGAAACAGGAACUGCUUUCCGAGAAGAGUUCCCUGCAGGAUACUGAUUCUGGCCGUUCAAGCGAAUUGUAG
Eremothecium sinecaudum is the source of this 531-nucleotide messenger RNA. Its product is annotated as C2H2-type zinc finger protein. The coding region runs from base 1 to 531 and encodes 176 amino acids. The record is from RefSeq and is a predicted model, not a curated record. The transcript has a single exon. Gene Ontology annotation, cellular component: nucleus. NCBI's taxonomy places the organism in Eukaryota, Fungi, Ascomycota, Saccharomycetes, Saccharomycetales, Saccharomycetaceae.